Messenger RNA from Pelodiscus sinensis (Chinese soft-shelled turtle), 4323 nucleotides. Lineage: Eukaryota; Metazoa; Chordata; Testudines; Trionychidae. The record is from RefSeq and is a predicted model, not a curated record.
GCCGGAAGGGGGGGGAGUCCGACUCGGUUCCUCCCUGGGGAGGAGGGGGGCGGGGCCCAGAGCUCCAGGGAGAGACACUUUCCUCUCCGACCCCCGCGAACGGGACCGGGGAGCGAAACCCACCGGCCACGCUCAGCCGCCCCCGUCUCCGCGGCUCUGCCGGAGCUCGGAGCAGGGCCCGGCCCCGCCUGUGUUAUCGCCCCGGAGCCGCCCUCAGCUCCCUUCCUGGGGCUCGCUCCGUCCUUGGGGGGGCUCGGCCGGCUGGAACCGGGCAGGAGUUCAGCACCCGAGCUGGGCCCCCGUCAGCAAGUCCCCCGGGUCCGUCUGUCCUGAGAUCUCCUGGGGAGGGCGGGAAAACUCCCUGCCCCAGGGUCUGCUGCUCCCCCGGGGAACGUUCCCUGUGACUCUCCCCAUGCACCCUGACUUGGCCCGGUUUCACCCCCUGCGCAGGGUUCCCCGCCCCCAAACCCGAGCUGAUCGCCCGGCUGGAGCGAGGGGAGGAGCCGUGGGUGCCGGAUCUCCAGGCCGACGCGGGAGGGGAGACCCCGAGAGGCGCCCGCCCAGCAGGCGACGGGGCCGGAGGUGAGAUCAAGGAAGAGAAUCGGCAGCAGGAAGGCCAUGGGGGCAUGGAACCGCCGGAGACGUUCUCGGGAAGAGCCGGAGGGAGUUUUCCCCCGGGCGUGGCAGCGGGAAAUUCCCAAGGAGAGCGACACGGGGCAGAGAGGGAGAAGACACCGGAUGGGUCCGUUCCACGUGGAGGAAGAUCGGAGGAUGCCGCGGGGCCGGCUCGCCCCAAGGAGGAGAAACCGUACCAGUGCCCCGAGUGUGGGAAAAGCUUCCGUUUCUUUGCCCACCUUCACGCUCACUGGAGAGUCCACACGGGCGAGAAGCCCUAUCGGUGUUUGCGGUGCGCGAAAGUUUUCAGCCAGCGCUCCGCCCUCGUGCGGCACGAGAGGACCCACACGGGAGAGAAACCCCACGCGUGCGGGGAGUGCGGGAAAUGCUUCACCAGGAAGCUGAGUCUGGUGGCGCACCGGCGCGUGCACACUGGCGAGAAACCCUACGCCUGCUGGCAGUGCGCAAAGCUGUUCAGCGAGCAUUCGGCCCUCGUGAGGCACGAGAGAACGCACUCAGGAGAGAAACCCCACACCUGCCCGGAGUGCGGGAAAACGUUCGCUCAGAACGCGUACCUCCUGAAACACAGGAGAAUUCACUCCGGCGACAACCCUUACCAAUGCCUGCAGUGCGGGAAAAGUUUUGUGGACAGAACAAAUCUCACUCGACAUCAGCGAGUUCACACAGGCGAGAGACCCCAUAAAUGCUCGGCGUGCGGGAAAAGUUUCAUCCAGAUAUCCCACCUUAUUAUACACCGGAGACUUCACACCGGCGAGCGGCCUUAUAAAUGCCAGGAGUGUGGGAAAAGUUUCAUUCACCGCUCCCACCUUAUUAAGCAUCAGACGGUCCACAGGGGCGGCAGCCCCUAUCCAUGCCCCGAGUGUGGGAAAAAUUUCACGGACCGAUCCAAUCUUACUCGACACCAGAGGAUCCACACUGGGACCCGACUCCAUAAAUGCGUGGACUGUGGGAAAAGUUUCUUUGAGAAGUCGCAACUUAUUCUACACCAGCGGGUGCACACGGGAGAGAGGCCCUUUCAGUGCCAGGCGUGCGGGAAACGCUUCAUUCAGGAAUCGCAGCUGGUUACGCACCAGCGAAACCACACCGGAGAGAGACCUUAUGUCUGCCGGGAGUGCGGGAAAAGUUUUAUGGAAAGUUCGUCCCUCGCUCAGCAUGGGCGAAUCCACACGGGAGAAAGACCCUAUAAAUGCCGGGAGUGCGGGAAAAGUUUCCUUCGUCACUCCCACGUGGAAAAGCACCAACGCAUCCACACGGGCGACAAACCGUACAAAUGCCUCCAGUGCGGGAAAAGUUUCAUUGACGGGUCAAAUUUAACGCGACAUCAGAGGAUCCACACGGGCGUGCGACCCCAUCAAUGCCCGGAGUGCGGGAAGAGCUUCAUUCAGAAGUCAAAAUUUAUUCUACACCAGAGAGUGCACACGGGAGAGAGACCUUUUCAAUGCCGGGAGUGCGAGAAAAGUUUUAUUCAGGAAUCACAGCUCGUCGCGCAUCGGCGAACCCACACGGGAGAGAGACCGUUUACGUGCCUGGAGUGUGGGAAAAGUUUUAUGAAAAGUUCAGUCCUUAUUCAGCACAGGAGAAUUCACACCGGACUAAAACCCUAUACGUGCCCGGAGUGUGGGAAAAGUUUUCUAGAAAACUCAUCCCUUACUAAACACAGGAGAAUUCACACGGGAGAAAGACCCUAUACAUGCGCUGAGUGUGGGAAAAGUUUUAUGCAAAGUUCGUCCCUUACUAAACACAGGAGAAGCCAUGCUGCCGGCAACCCCUAUAAAUGCCUUGUGUGCGGGAAAGAUUUCUUUGACAGAGCAAAUCUGACGAGUCAUCAGAUAAUCCACACAGGAGUGAGGCCCUAUGAAUGCGUGGAGUGUGGGAAAAGCUUCAUUCAGAAGUCACAAUUUAUUAUCCACCAGCGGGUGCACACGGGAGAGAGACCCUUUCAGUGCCGGGAGUGUGGGCAAAGUUUUAUUCAGGAAUCGCAAUUUGUGACGCAUCAGCGAACUCACACGGGGGAGAGACCCCAUACGUGCCUCCAGUGUGGGAAAAGUUUUAGGAAGAGUUCGGCCCUUGCUAAACACGGGCGAAUCCACACCGGAGAGCGUCCUUACCAAUGCCUGGAGUGCGGGAAAAGUUUUAGGCACAGUUCGUACCUCACUAAACACGGGCGAAUCCACACCGGAGAGAAACCUUACCCAUGCCUGGAGUGUGGGAAAAGUUUCAGUUUGAAAUCAAACCUGAAUACACACCAGAAAACCCACACGGGAGAGAAACCCCACGCCUGCCCGGACUGCGGGAAAUCUUUCAUUCAGCACUCCCAGCUGAUUAAGCACCGGCGAAUCCACACGGGAGAGACCCCGUUUGAGUGCCCGGCCUGUGGGAAAACUUUCCGCCAGUGUUCGCACCUUACUAAACACAGGAAAAUCCACACGGGAGACUGUGGGAAGCGCUUCGAGCUGGGAGCUCACCAAACAUUGGACAAUCCACAGAGGGGAGGGACCCCAGGAACAGCUGGGCCGCAGGAAAAGGAUCGAUUCGACUUCACACAUCCGUAACCCACACAACAGCGAGAACGUGAGCGUGCUGCUCCAGGAAUCUCAGACCCCUGCAACUCCAGACAGGGAAGAAACCUCAGAGCUGUUUUUGAGUGUGGAAAAUGCUCCAAGGGGAGCAUGGGAAAUUUCCCCCACCCCAUGGAACCCUGGGAGCCUGUUUCAGGGAUCUAUCAGAUUGGUGGGCCGUUCCAGCCCGCGGGUCACAUUUUACCCGCCCCGGGUUGAGGGGGAAUUCUUGAACAAACAGACUCACCGGCAGACGGACGCACGUGUCUAAAAUAGGUAGCACGAUGCUUCAGACUAGGCAUAACUCAGGUGUGCUUUAUGCAAAGCAGGUGGAUUCGUUCACAACCCCGUGAUCGCCUGGGGUUCGUGCGUCUUCUGUUUGUGCGCCUCUCAUGCUUGUAUGUGAAGUUAGAAGUACCAAGUGUACAUCUUAUUAAUCCAGCAUUGGUCAUGUGACCAGUGGUCUCGCUUAUGGGGCUUAAUGGCCCGGUGCUCAAGACAAUGAUUAUAAACAGGCUUGCAAAAGUGGCGAGGAGUCCUGUGGCACCUUCUAGACUAACCGAAGUGUUGGAGCAUAAGCUUUCGUGGGCAAAGACCCACUUUGUCAGAAACAGGCUUGCGUUUCCUGGAAGCCCAAACUGGGGUUGGUCCUACGAAGACAUGUGGCCAGGCCACUGUUGCCAGCAAGAGUCAAUGUCAGGUCCGACACUAGGGGUGUGUCUAGACUACAGGUUUUGUUGACGAAAGUGGACUUUUGUCAACAAAACGAUACCUGCGUGGACACUGCCGCCGAGUUCUGUUGUCAUAACGUCGACAGAACUCAGCAGUUUUGUCAACAACGGUAAACCUCAUUCUACGAGGAAUAACGCCUUUUGUUGACAGAGUUCUGUCACCAGAAGGCGUUACUGCAUUUACAAUGUCCUUUGCGUCUACACUUUCACGUCGACAAAGCGACUUGCUUUGUUGACGAUACUGGAUGUUGUCUAGACGCUCUUUGUCGACAGAAGCUUUGUCGACAGUAGUUUUUUUUUAACAAAAGUGGACUUUUCUCGACAAAACUAUACGUGCAUGUAGAUUAACGCCGAGUUUUGUUGACAUAACAUCGACAGAACUCGUCAGUUUUGUCGAC